AUCACCAGAGCCCGGUGGUCCAUUUCUCAAACUUCCGUUUCAUGCAUAUGCAUAUGCAGAUCCUCAUCAUCCUUUGCCCUCUCCUCCUCGUAUCAUGCUUCUUCAAUUAGCAUGCGGCUCACCAUCACCACCUCUACCACCGGGAGGAGUUUGCCAGUAGUGUUCAGAACGACAACAACACUACUGCUGCUGCUGCUGCUUUCUAUUGCUGUAGCGGGCGUCGAUGCGCAACAACAUGUUUACGAUAUGCCAUUGGAGGAGGUCGUGGCGUUGUUGGGGACUAUGCCAGAGUGCGGCCGGACCUGCCUCUUGAAUACCAUCGCCAUCAGCCCGUGUCAAGCGGGCAAUACGACAUGUACCUGCGAGAAUGCCGAGAUUACUGCUGUGACCCAAGCCUGUGUGUUGGAGAGUUGUUCUGUGAAACAUCAAUUGACAACCAAAAACGUCACGGAAACAAUCUGUCAACGUCCCAUUCGAGAUAAACGUGGACCUGGAUUGAAAAGUAUUAUUGCGGGAUUGGUUAUCGCGACGGUCGCGUUGGGAUUACGAAUGGCUUCGAAAAUUCAUUCUCCUUGCGCGGGGAAUGAUGGUUGGUCGACGACGUUGUGGUGGGAUGAUGCUGUGGUGGUGUUUGUUUUGGCGUUGGCUAUUCCGAUUGAUGUUUCGGCUGUGUUGCUCAGUCAUGCCGGAAUCGGAACUGAUGUGUGGACUUUACCGUUUGAAAAUAUCACGAGGAUUUUAAAGAUCUACUACUGGGACGAAGAUCUCUACCUCACCGCCCUCCCGGCCGUCAAAAUCUCCCUCUUACUCACCUACCUCCGCAUCUUCCAAUCGCGCAAUUUCCGGCGCGUCGUCUACUUGGUCAUCGCGCUCAACGUCUGCUACGCCAUCUCUUUCGUCCUCGUCUCCGUCUUCCAAUGCCUCCCCGUCUCCUGCGCGUGGAAUAAAUGGAGCGGAGAGUAUCCUUGCAAAUGCAACAAUAUCAAUGCUCAAGGUUGGGCUUCUGCGGGAGCGAAUGUGGGACUGGAUGUGUUGACGUUGAGUUUACCAUUGCCGCAGUUGUGGGCGAUGCAGUUGAAUAAGAGGAAGAAAUUUUGGUUAAUGCUGAUGUUUUGCGUGGGGUUUUUGGUGACGAUUAUUAGUAUUUUGCGUUUGCAGGUUUUGAUUCAGUUUGGGGAUUCUUUUAACUUGACCUACGACUACGUCAGUGUCGGAUACUGGUCCACAGCCGAACUUCACCUCUCCGUCGUCUGCGCAUCCAUGCCUUCCAUCCGCAAUCUUCUCCGUCGCUACGUCCCCUAUGUCAUGGGCCAAUCGACCAUUGACACCAACCGCGGAUCUCGCAGUGGCGGCGGCGGUGGCAUCGGUAAUCACAACGCCAGCGGCCUCUCCACCACGGCCCAAAACUCCACGACACGAUCGGGAAAAUCGGUCAAAAAUAUUACUAUCCGUACAAUGGACAGUGAUGAAGAGAAUUUUAUUUCUCUGGAUGAUUAUCACGCUGCAAAUCGUACUGCGCCGUUGCAGCAUGUUGGUGAUGAUGACUAUGGUGGUGGUGCUGGUGGUGGUGCUGCGAGAAUGGUAGGUCGUGGUGGAUGUAGUGGGAAUACUCCUCCGCCUCCGAUUGAAGUCGAGGAGGAUUGGAGUCAUGUGAGACCACACCAUGGUGCUGGUGCUGGUGGGGUCGGGGGAGGGAAUCAUCUUGCGACUGCUAGUGAGGAGGAUGCGUAUACGAGACGAACUACGUUGACGGAUACGGUUUGUACUGUUACGCCUGAGGAGGAGGAGAUUGAGGAGAUUGAGCAUAGGGGGAAUAGGGGGAAGAAGGGGAGGUGGAGAAGAUGGUUUUGAAUGAGAGGUGAGGUGAGGAAUUCAUGACGACGAAAAGAUUAAGAGUAGGAGGUCUUGUUGUUAUUGUUGUUGAUAGCGUUGCUGUUAAUAUCCGAAAGUCCCUCAAUUUUU
Sphaerulina musiva SO2202 is the source of this 1962-nucleotide messenger RNA. RefSeq lists its product as uncharacterized. Bases 112 to 1851 code for a protein of 579 amino acids. NCBI's taxonomy places the organism in Eukaryota, Fungi, Ascomycota, Dothideomycetes, Mycosphaerellales, Mycosphaerellaceae. The transcript has 6 exons. The record is from RefSeq and is a predicted model, not a curated record.